Molecule: messenger RNA, 2262 nt
Organism: Paramecium pentaurelia
Lineage: Eukaryota; Ciliophora; Oligohymenophorea; Peniculida; Parameciidae
Source: the annotation of a GenBank genome assembly
AUGAUUAAAUUAGAAGCACACACCUUUCAUCAUAAAAAUGUUAUGACACCAGCUUAAUUAUCAAAUAAGUCUCCCAUAGAUAUUGUUAGAUUGAAAAAAAUCAUUUUCAAGAGAGAGCUGUUAAAUACAGAAUAGAAUUUUCUUGUUUAAGUAAUACCUUAAUUUUCUAUUUCAUUCAGACUGAAGAACAUUAAGAAAUUAUUUACAUAAAACCUGAUGUCCCAGAUUUCAUUAUGACUGAUCUUACUAACAUGGCCAUAUAAGAAGAUAUCUCUGAAUAUCAAGCCUUAGAGUAUCAUUAUAGAGCAGCCAAACUGUUAGAAUUUUAUACAUAGAAUUAGUAAUCCAAACCUUUACCUUAGGAUUCAAAUAUAAUACACAUCUGUUUUAUUCUCAAAAAUAAAUUAUGCCAUAAUACUUAAGAAAUAUGCAGCCUAAAAUGAAGCUUUAGAAAUGUUGUUAGAUUGUGUAUAGAUUCUUAAGAUUAAAGGAAAAACACUUAAAAAGACUCCAUCUGAAAGUUUAAGCUUAGCCAAAACAAUCUAAAAUAAGUUAUUGAGAUUGAGACUCAUCUUUUAGAUUACUCUUCUAUUUUCAGAAACUAAAAAGUAAAAUCUAUAUUUUAUAUCAGAAAUAAACAGGCCUUAGAAAUGGCCAAAAGUGCUUUAAGAAUUUUAAAGAGUAUUAUAUAGAAUACUAUAAAAUUGUGUUAACACAUUACUGUAUCAUCAUCAAUCAAUAAAAAACAAAGAGCUAAUUCAGAAGUCAGUUCUCCUUUAUAAAAGAAUUAGACAUCCAAUCUACCUUAAUAAUAAUCCUAAAUUCUAUCUUAUCCAUAAAUUGUAGAAGUUGUCUUUAAAGAAAUUUUGAUUUCUAUUAAAAGUAUGCUACCAAACGAUGAUAAAUCUUAUGACGUUAUGAGUACACAAAAUUUAAUGAUUCGAAAUUUUUAAAAUAGAAGUUAAUCACUUUUUGCUUCUGAAUAUGUAUUUUAAUCCUAAAAUAAUUAAUAAAAUAAAUUAUUUACUAUUAUUGAUGAUACACAUCCUAUGUUAUAAAUGUAAAUUUUAGGGUUGAUGUAAUUAACUUAUGUAGAUUUAGAAGAAUUAUUUCCUAUUAAUAGUUAUGAGAUGGUAAUGGCUGAAGAAGUCAUUUUAGAAUUAGUAAAUCUUAUCAAUUAAUUCAUUAGAUUAUGCUAACAGGAUUAAGUUUCUAUAGUAUAUCAACUGAACUAAGAUUCAUAAAUCUUUAAUCAAAUAAAUUAACUGUUGAAAUAUGGUUAGGCAAAGCAGUAGAAAUAUUCUAUACUUAUGUGCCACAUUCUAGUGCAAUAUUCAAUUAGAUUUAUCAAGUCUAUCAAAAAUUAUAUGGAGUAGACAAAUAAUCUAUAGUAAUUUAUUCAAAAUAUAAUUAUAUAGCCAGAAGAUGAGGAAGUAGAAUAUCAUACUAAAUUAUUGAAACCACAUCCUUAUAACAAUAAAUCCACUCUCUCUAAUAAAGUUGUUAUUAUUAUUAAAGUCCCUAAUUAAAACAAAUAAUCUAAAGAAACAGAAACAAAAUAAACUAAAGAAACAGAAAACAAAUAAUCUAAAGAAACAGAAACAACAUUCCAAAAAAUAUAAAAAACUAUAUUAGCUAAGAAACAAGCAUUACUUGCUCAAAAACAUAUAUUUACAUAACCUGAUACAGAUAAAAAAUUUGAUACUUGGCAUGAUGAAACAGAAAAGUCUCCUUAAUAAUAGCAGAAAUUAUUUAUUUAAAAAAAUAAUAACUCUCUUAAUUCAACUGAUAUAAGAUAAAGAGUAGAAAUCCUAAUGAAUUAAAUACUUAAUCAAUAGGCCAAAUUAACUUAAGAAAAAUUAAAAUAAAAACAUACACCUAUAACUAUCUUAAAACAAAAAUAUUAAGCUACAUCCAAAGUCCAAGAAAAUUAAAAGACUUUUAAUCCAUUUAUGACUUCAUAAUUUAAGACAACUAUCUCUGCUAGUAGAUCUCUUUCCAAUUCUAGAAAAACUAGCUAAGCCAAUUUAAAAAAUUAAUCAAAUGGUGUAAAAACAGCUUAAAUGAGAUAUCGUACUUAAAUAAGCACAAUAACUGGAGAUGAUUCAUCUAAAUAACUUGCUUAAUAAAUUGCUAUAUAAUUAGCUACUCUUAAUCGUUAAUCUAAUGUAAAAUUUAUCAUAAUUUAUUUUAUAGAAAGGAUUUCUUUAUAAAAGAAGUGAGUCUGUUAAAAAGACUAAAGUUCCUAUUCAAUAACGUUGA